AUGGGCAUCAGCAGCAACGGUAGCAGUAGCAGUAGCAGCGGUAGCGGUAGCAGUAGCAGUAGCAGUAGCAGCCAGGUGAAGCGACAGGGCUAUAGAAUUUGUGCUUUUCCUUUGUGUCUUUGCUCUUUAUUUCUCUCUUUCUCAAACCGACCAAACCAAUUCAUCUCUCUCUCUCUCUCUCUUCUCUCUCUCUCUCUAAAUCUGUCUCUCUCUCUAAAUCUCUCUCUCUCUCUCUUCUCUCUCUCUCUCUCUCUAAAUCUCCAAAUCUCUCUCUCUCUCUCUCUCUCUAAAACUCUCUCUCUCUCCCUCUCUUUCUACCAUGUCAAGCUCCAGGACGUCUGGAGGCCGGGUUUAGGUUGCGAGGAAGCGCGCGAAGAUUUGAGGAAGCGGUUUGAGAGAGACCAGGUGUCAAUCUCCCUCUCUCUAAGUCUCUCUCUAAAUCUCUCUAAAUCUCUCUCUCUCUCUCUCUCUCUCUCUCUCUCUCUCUCAAUCUCUCUCUCUCUCUCUCUCUAA
This is a messenger RNA of Monosiga brevicollis MX1, 513 nucleotides long. RefSeq lists its product as uncharacterized. The transcript is spliced from 3 exons. Bases 1 to 513 code for a protein of 170 amino acids. The record is from RefSeq and is a predicted model, not a curated record. Lineage: Eukaryota; Choanoflagellata; Craspedida; Salpingoecidae.